UCUACCGACACCCGCUGUUCUCCGCCUGAACGUACAGAGGUGACGUGCUCGCCUCCAGCACCUGGCUUCCGCGUGCCCCAGGAAUAGCAGGAACCGUGGGGACCAGCCCGGUGAGCCCCCGCCCUGACACGCGCCGGGCUCUACUUCCCUCCUCCUCUUACACCGCCUCCUGCGCGGUCGCCUCCCGCCGCUGCGGCCUCCGCCUGCGGCUUUGUUUUCCUCCCAGGUCUCAUUCCCCACACGUGAUACUGUGUUAUUGCAAAGAGCGCUCCGGAGCGCGAGCGCGGGGCGCGCGCACUUAUAAAUACCGAGCGGCCGGCCAGGAGCCCGUGAUCGCGCGGCACGGAGGGUCGGCCAGGCGCGCGUGGGUCCGGGACGCGGAGGGCGAGCCAGGCGCGUGUGGCUCUCAGCGGCGCCCGAACGCCCAGGGCCGAGCAUGGCCCGCCCGCGGGAGGGUAGGACCGCCUCGCACACCGCCCGCGCCCCGCGCCCUGCCCAGCCCGGGUCGCCGGGGCUCGCGGCCGCGGCUUAGCACUCGGCACCCGCCACUCGCUUCUCGGGUACCGGGGAACUGACGCCCCAGACGGACACAAUGGCGGCGGCGACCGCCACCGCGGGCACGGCCGCCUGCAGCAGCAGCAGCAGCAGCAGCAGUCGCGGCGGCAGCACGGACGCCGCGGCCACCAGCGGGGUGCAGCCGCCGCCGCCUCCUCCGGCCACCGCGCCGCCCGAACCUCUUCGUAAGCCGCGCAUGGACCCGCGGCGCCGCCAGGCUGCCCUGUCCUUCCUCACCAACAUUUCUCUGGACGGACGGCCUCCGCUGCAGGACCACGAGUGGGGCGGCGGCGAGGAGGGCGGCGGGACCAAGCCCGGAGCAAGGGCUCGGCUCAGCCUGCUGGCCGCUGGCUGCAACGCGUUCUCGGCACCGGGCACCGCGGCCGCGCCGUGGACCGCCGGCUCGGGUUCCAGCCCUUGCCCGCUGCCGCCGUCUCUGGUCCCCCGGGUGUUGGGAGAGCCAUCUCAGCCGCCCCGUUCAGCUCCAGCUGUCACCGGUGCUCAGCUGCAGUUGCCUGACGGGCCGGGAGGCGCCGGACAGGAGGAGCUGGAGGAGGACGAUGCCUUCACCAACGUGCAGGUGCCAUCGGCCAGCUUUUUGGGCUCCGGGACCCCCGGGAGUACGAGCGGCAGUCGGGGCCGCCUCAACUCGUUCACUCAGGGAAUCCUGCCCAUCGCCUUCUCCAGGCAGAACUCGCAGAACUACUGCGCCUUGGAGCAGUCAGGCCAGGGCGGCAGCACCAGCGCCUUGGAGCAGCUGCAGAGGUCCCGACGUCGCCUCAUCUCCCAGAGAUCAUCUUUGGAGACCCUGGAAGAUAUUGAAGAGAAUGCCCCUCUCCGGAGAUGUCGAACACUCUCAGGUUCUCCCAGACCAAAGAAUUUCAAGAAAAUUCAUUUUAUCAAGAAUAUGCGACAGCACGAUACCAAGAACGGCAGAAUAGUCCUUAUCAGUGGCAGAAGAUCCUUCUGUAGUAUAUUUUCCGUGCUGCCGUAUCGAGACAGUACCCAAGUCGGGGACCUGAAGUUGGAUGGAGGGAGACAAUCAGCAGGGGCCAUGAGCCUGAAGGAGAUCAUCGGCCUUGAAGGUGUGGAACUGGGUGCCAAUGGGAAGACAGUGUCUUAUACCCAGUUUCUACUACCCACAAAUGCCUUUGGGAACCGUAGAAAUACCAUAGACUCCACCGCCUCCUUCUCCCAGUUUCGGAGCCUGAGCCACCGAAGCCUCUCCAUGGGCCGGGCUGGCAGCACCCAGGGGAGCCUUGAUGCAGGAAGUGACCUGGGAGACUUUAUGGACUAUGACCCAAACCUCCUGGAUGACCCCCAGUGGCCUUGCGGCAAGCACAAGCGAGUUCUGACCUUCCCUUCAUACAUGACGACAGUGAUUGACUACGUGAAGCCUUCAGAUCUCAAGAAGGACAUGAAUGAAACCUUCAAGGAGAAGUUUCCUCACAUUAAAUUAACACUCAGCAAAAUCAGGAGCCUGAAAAGAGAGAUGCGGAAGCUUGCCCAGGAGGACUGUGGCUUUGAGGAGCCCACGGUGGCCAUGGCCUUUGUCUACUUUGAGAAGCUGGCCCUCAGGGGGAAGCUGAACAAGCAGAACCGGAAGCUGUGUGCGGGAGCCUGUGUGCUGCUAGCAGCCAAGGUCGGAAGUGACCUCAGAAAGCACGAGGUCAAGCAUCUGAUUGACAAACUGGAAGAGAAGUUCCGACUGAACAGACGAGAACUGAUUGCCUUUGAAUUCCCAGUGUUAGUGGCCUUGGAGUUUGCACUUCACCUGCCAGAGCACGAGGUCAUGCCCCACUAUAGACGCCUGAUCCAGAGCUCCUAGCACUGGCCGCAGGAGGGCCAAGACUGCUUCCUGAGUGCAGUGGAGCGAGAGGGCAGAGGAGAGGCCAGUCUCCUCGCAGCUCUGCUUUCGCUGAGAAGCCCCAAGUUCCUGGAGACUUGAGGCUUGCUGAGAAGGCAUGUGCUGGGGAGGAUACAGCCAGAGCUCAGCUGUGCCCAGCUCUUCCUCUCAGGCACAUGAGAAACUUGAGGCCGCCUCGUCACCUUCAUUCCAGGCCAGUUCUGAAUGUGUAGCAUGAUGUGCUGGGACAGAGGAGGGAGCAGAGUGCAUGGGAUUCCGGGAUGCUGCUUCACGGUCCCUCGCCCUGUGUCGAGAGUGUGCCAACCUAUUUUUAUAUCUGCCAUCGGAAGUGCACUUCCCUGGGGCACAGGGGUGCGGGUGUGCAAGUGUCUGCGGAUCACUGUUACACUCGACCCCAAAGCCAACGCCCACCUUCUAUGGAGCUGACUUGUAAUGCCUUCUAGGUAACAGCGACUCACAUCCAGAUUGACAUCUCUGCUCUAGGAAAUAACACUGUUUGUGAGACUGUACCUGCCACCCCCUGGACAGGGUGACAGUUCUCAGUGUAGGGUAAGUCACGUGCAGAGUGGUGCGCUCCGAGCUCCUGCUGUCACACCAUGGGCUCCUGUUUAACCCUCUAGCUCUUGCCUGUGGAGACAUGAGGGCUGCACUCCAUAGCGUGUAUUCCUGUGCUCUAUGUUAGAGUGCAUAAUGAGCGCGUUUAUUGUGCUAAUUACAUACAUGUGUGUUUUAUAAAAGUCUGUACUGGGGUAAGACGCAUGAUUGGUGUCUUGUGGCUUUUGCAGCUGGGACAAACUACAUUUCAAGCUGUGGUUGAACUGAUUGUUAGUACAAAAUUGUGACUUGUCCUGAAGCAUUAACCAUGCUGUCACCUGGUGGUCAUACAGGUACAGCCUUCUUGAAGAGAGCCUGUGGUCAUGGAAAAUUAAAAUAUUUUGUCGUUUUACAUAUACAU
This is a messenger RNA of Mus caroli (Ryukyu mouse), 3377 nucleotides long. It is a transcript of the gene Cables1, whose product is annotated as Cdk5 and Abl enzyme substrate 1. NCBI's taxonomy places the organism in Eukaryota, Metazoa, Chordata, Mammalia, Rodentia, Muridae. Gene Ontology annotation, cellular component: cytosol. Gene Ontology annotation, biological process: regulation of cell cycle; nervous system development. The record is from RefSeq and is a predicted model, not a curated record.